Molecule: messenger RNA, 1881 nt
Organism: Mesorhabditis spiculigera
Lineage: Eukaryota; Metazoa; Nematoda; Chromadorea; Rhabditida; Rhabditidae
Source: the annotation of a GenBank genome assembly
AUGGGCCCCGGCGAUGACGUCCCGCCAACACUGAAAAACGGGUACUUUUUCGCCUGGAAACUGCCAACGCGCAGCCCCUGGCCGGGCCCGACCAUCAUCAUCUCGAUGGCUGUUGAGGACGAAGAUGAAGCCGAGGAGGACCAAUUCCUUAACCUUCUCGAGAGCCGCGACCUGCAAAAAUUUGUCGACGAAUCGCUAGACGACGGGCAACACUCGCACAGUGAGGAGGAAGACGCGGCCGCCGAGAAAGACCUGCCCGCCGAAUAUAGCCGCCAGAAGCCCGCCGAACUGUUCGAGAACUACGCGAGUACUUUUUCGGAGUUCCGCGACGGUGCCGUGGAGACAGAAGGCGAGGAACUGAACUUUGGACAUCGGGAGGCGAUCAAAACUGAAGUGCAGAGCACCCGCUCGAUCAUCCGCUUUGUGAAAAUCGCCUACCCAGAAUUUUGCGGUCCGGAUGUGGCGUUGGACAUGCAGCCGCUGCAAGCCAGCUCGUCGGCUUUGCGCUCGAUCGUGACGCAGAAUCGGGCGAGCAGCGACUUUUCGCGGCGGGUCGUCUACUGCAUUGAUGAGCUGACCGAUGUCCAUUCGGGAGCCGACCGGCCCGCCGAGCAGUUGAUGAACAUUGACGAGCAACGCAUUGGCCGGCCCAGCCCGUCGAUCAGCAACCUGAUGUUCGAAAGCCGGUUUGAAAGUGGAAAUUUGCGAAUGGCCACCCUGGUCGGCCCCAACCACUACGAGCUGAUCCUGUCUCCGGACAUCAACCAGACGCGCGACCACUUCCAGUGGUUCUACUUUGAGAUCUCCAACAACCGCGCCAACGUCCCCUACACGUUUGAGAUCAUCAACAACCUCAAGACGACGAGCAUGUUUGGGAAAGGGAUGCAGCCGGUGAUGUUCUCCGUGACCGAGGCGACGAGCGGGCGGCCGGGUUGGGUCCGGGCCGGGCAACAAGUUCACUACUAUCGAAAUCUCUACACAAUCGGCAAUGAUGAUGACGAGAAUGCGAAUGAGAAGCCGAGGGCUCUCUACACUACCCGGUUUUCCGUGUCGUUCCGCCAUGCCGCCGACGUUGUAUACAUCGCCUACCACUUCCCGUACACGUACUCGUAUAUGAAGACCGUUCUCCACCGCCAUCUAAUCCGGCCUCGCCCGUCCACCUCGAUCCGGGCCGACGUCAUCGGGCAUUCUCUGGCCGGAAAUCCGAUUCAUUUAGUCACCGUCACCGCGCCGGGCACCGUCGAGCAGCUCGAAAGACGCGAGAUCAUCUUCAUCAGCUCGCGCGUUCACCCAGGUGAGAGCAACUCCUCGUGGAUGAUGCAUGGCGUUCUGACCGCCCUCGGGAACUUGGACUCUCAAGACCUGCUGUCACGCUUCAUCUUCAAGCUCAUCCCAAUGCUCAACCCCGAUGGGAUAGCUCCCGGCUUCUCGAUCAAGGGCUGCAGGUACGCGAUCCAAAAAGAAAAGGAACCCUCGGCCAGGGUUGCCCUGUGGCGCCAAUUCGGCCUGCCCCGCGUCUACACGAUGGAGAGCACCUACUGCGGCUUUGACACCGGCAAAUAUCGCGGUCAACAGAUUGGCGUCUACGAGCUGAAGGAGAUGGGCGCGAAGCUGGUCUCCGCUUUCCCGCGCCUCCAGAAAGCGCUCGCCAGGGCCGGCAGCCAGGGCAAGGAGAACGAGAAUUCCUUCGCCCAGAUCAAGAGUCGAUAUCGGGAUAUUCAAGAUGAACUGGGGAGGCUGUCAGAGCACUUGAAGCCGAUUGAGCAGCAGCACUUUCAGCUGGAGAUUCAUGACCUGCUUGUGCAACAACCACCAGUGUUGGAUACAAUUAUGCGGUACCUACCACCGCCAAGGGACAGUGCGUUGCUGUGGUGUACGGAA